ACGAAAAAAUACGUAUAUUCAGUUAUUUCACUGGAAAUGAAAAACUACAAACCGAUGCACUAUCUUGCCUUGAUGACUUAACAGCGGAUGAUGAGAAACGUGGUUACUUGAGGUUUCUAAUCUCUACGCCUGAGUCUCCUGGAAAACGCAGGAAAAUCGAUCUAUGGGAUGAAACUGAAAAAGACCGGGGAAAGUUUUGGAAAUCUUUGGAGAAUGCGAAAGGCGCCAUUCUAUACAUCCGUAAAUGUUAUGAUCACUUAGCUAAUAUUAUCUUUAAUGAGAAAAUACAUCGUUGUCGUAUUACCGGUAAUCCCGGAAUUGGCAAAACUGUUUUCGGAUUUUAUCUACUUUAUUUGCUUUCACAACAAAAUAAAACCAUUGUAUAUCACAAAGCUUGCCAAUAUCCAAUUCUCUUCAACAAUCAACAUACCUUCUGUAGUGAUAAUAUCUCUGACUUUAAAAGAUACUUGGACAAUACAGAUGUCUGGUAUAUUGUAGAUGGUCAACUGCCACUCCAAGUUCAUGCUAAGACAAUUCUCUGUUCUCCACAAAAACAACAUUACAAGGAAUUUGAUAAGAUGAUGGGAACAACAAUACAAUUCAUACCGAAUUUGUUCUCACGUUGGGGAGGGAUUCCUCGAUUCACCCUAGAAAAAGCUCAAGAUUCUUCUCAGCAAAAUCAUCUCGAAGAUGCAAUUAGCAAGAGUAAUUGGAGAUUAUUUGAUUUUGUUGGAGAAAUUGAUCACGCCGAUGACGUUAGUCACAGGCUCAUUCAUAUUCACACGAAUCUGCCGGAUGAAGAGAGUGAAGAGAAUGGUGAAGAAGCUCCUUACAUUCAAAAAAAUUUAUACGAUUUGCGUCUGAAUACUCAGUUGAGGAGUUUUGUGACAGCAAGCUCAUCAGAAAAUGAAUAUAGUACGCUCCGGGGCGUUAUGUUCGAACAGAUUGCACAUCGAAUCUUACAAAAGGGAGGGACAUUUAAUAUUCGUCCUUUAGAAUACGACUUCACAAGUUCUACAAUUGAAAUUCCAGAACGGAUCAAGUUGGUGUUUAAUGAUAUUAAUAAGAUCGAGGAGGGUAAGUACUGUCAACCAAUUCAAAAGAACUUUGCAUCCAUUGAUGCAAUUGUUGCACCAGACACACUCUUUCAGAUAACCGUGAGCAAGAAUCACCCUAUUAAUAUGAAUGGCAUGAAAAAUCUUGUUGAAAAAUUGGGUGGAAAGUCGGGGAUAAAUACUAUCUAUUUUUAUUUUGUCUUAUCGAAAGAUUUAUCUGAGAAUUACCAAAUACAGCACUUUCAUACUACCGGCAAAACUGUUGCCAAGAAGAUAUCCCGUUGGAUUACUAGUCGUGUUAAGCAAUACGCGUUGAAAAUUGACUUGAGUUCUUGGUGA
Ambispora gerdemannii is the source of this 1394-nucleotide messenger RNA. NCBI's taxonomy places the organism in Eukaryota, Fungi, Glomeromycota, Glomeromycetes, Archaeosporales, Ambisporaceae. The record is from the annotation of a GenBank genome assembly.